AUGCCGUCUGAGAAGGGACAGAGGAAGAGUUUCAAGCAGAGACUGGUCUUGAAGAGCAACUUGGUUAAAGAAACACUCUCUGAGUUCUUGGGCACAUUUAUAAUGAUUGUCCUUGGAUGUGGCUCUGUUGCCCAAGCCAUCCUCAGUAGAGGGCAUUUUGGAGGAAUUGUCACUGUCAAUGUUGGAUUUGCAAUGGCUGUUGUAAUGGCCAUUUAUGUGACUGGAGGUGUCUCUGGUGGCCACAUUAAUCCAGCUGUCUCUUUCGCAAUGUGUCUUUUUGGACGGAUGAAAUGGUACAAAUUGCCUUUUUAUAUGGGAGCCCAGUUCUUAGGCGCCUUCGUGGGGGCUGCAACCCUCUUUGGCAUUUACUAUGAUGGACUUAUGUCUUUUGCUGAUGGAAAAUUGCUCAUCGUUGGAGAAAAUGCAACAGCACACAUUUUUGCAACAUACCCUGCUCCAUAUCUGUCCCUGGCAAAUGCAUUUGCAGACCAGGUAAUGGCCACCACGUUCCUCCUCAUGAUUGUCUUUGCCAUUUUUGACUCCAGAAACUUGGGGGUCCCCAAAGGCCUAGAGCCUAUUGUCAUUGGCCUCCUGAUUAUUGUCAUCUCUUCCUCUUUGGGACUGAACAGUGGCUGUGCCAUGAACCCUGCUCGAGACCUGAGUCCCAGACUCUUCACUGCUUUGGCAGGAUGGGGGUCUGAUGUCUUCACAGCUGGAAAUAACUUCUGGUGGAUUCCUGUGGUGGGCCCUAUGGUUGGUGCGGUCAUUGGAGGACUCAUCUAUGUUCUUAUCAUUGAAAUCCAUCACCCAGACCCGGAUGCAGGUUUCCAGACAGAAUCAUCAGAGGACAAACCAGAGAAAUAUGAACUUAGUGUUAUAAUGUAG
Molecule: messenger RNA, 885 nt
Organism: Chrysochloris asiatica (Cape golden mole)
Lineage: Eukaryota; Metazoa; Chordata; Mammalia; Afrosoricida; Chrysochloridae
Gene: AQP9
Product: aquaporin 9
Exons: 6
Coding region: 1-885 (294 amino acids)
Biological process (GO): water transport; glycerol transmembrane transport
Cellular component (GO): plasma membrane; basolateral plasma membrane
Molecular function (GO): glycerol channel activity; urea transmembrane transporter activity; water channel activity
Source: RefSeq, a predicted model, not a curated record